This is a messenger RNA of Eucalyptus grandis, 1291 nucleotides long. Its product is annotated as nudix hydrolase 14, chloroplastic. The record is from RefSeq and is a predicted model, not a curated record. The transcript has 7 exons. NCBI's taxonomy places the organism in Eukaryota, Viridiplantae, Streptophyta, Magnoliopsida, Myrtales, Myrtaceae. Gene Ontology annotation, molecular function: ADP-glucose pyrophosphatase activity; ADP-ribose pyrophosphatase activity. Bases 55 to 1020 code for a protein of 321 amino acids. Gene Ontology annotation, biological process: ribose phosphate metabolic process; nucleoside phosphate metabolic process.
CGAGGACAACCACUGCUUGCAGUUUCCACACUACGAAUUACGAAUUACGGCAAAAUGACUCACCUUCAUCUUCUUCAUCUUCGUCUUCUUCAACCUUCUCGCGCUACGAUCUCCAUCGCCGGAAAGAUCACUACUCUCCCAUCGCCGCCCCGCUGGAGCAGACCGCCGUGCUGCAGGAUGUCGAGCGGCUCGGACCCAUCUCCGCCCCUCUCCCACACCCUCACUCUGCCCGUCCAGCCCGCCGAGCCCGUCCACGUCGUCGCCGCCACCGGAGUCUCCGAUUCCCAGUUCAGGAGCGCCAUCGAUUCCUCUCUGUUCAAGCAGUGGCUCAAGAACUUGCAAAGCGAAACCGGGAUUUUGUCCAGUGGUGCUGGGACGCUGAAACGGGUGCUUAUACAGGGCGUGGAUAUGUUUGGAAGCCGCAUUGGCUUUCUCAAAUUCAAGGCAGAUAUUUUUGACAAGGAAACUGGGAAAAAGGUGCCAGGUAUAGUAUUUGCUCGAGGACCAGCUGUAGCCGUGCUGAUAUUGUUGGAUUCGGAUGGAGUAACUUAUGCUGUUCUUACUGAGCAGGCUAGAGUUCCCAUGGGGAGGUUUGUUUUGGAAUUGCCUGCUGGAAUGUUGGAUGAUGACAAAGGCGAUUUUGUUGGCACAGCGGUUCGCGAGGUCGAAGAGGAGACAGGCAUCCAGCUGAAUCUGAAAGACAUGGUUGACCUGACAGCUUUUCUCAAUCCAUCUACUGGAUGCAGGGUGAUUCCUUCUCCGGGAGGUUGUGAUGAAGAACUAGGCAUCUUCCUAUUCAGAGGGAAUGUGGACUCAGCGAUCAUCAAGCAGCUGCAAGGCAAGGAAACUGGUCUGCAAGAUCAUGGUGAGCUUAUUAAGGUUCGUGUCAUACCUUAUGAGAAACUGUGGCGCGCAACCGGUGAUGCGAAGGUUCUAAUGGCGAUUGGGCUCUACGAAAUGGCCAAGCGAGAGGGUCUCCUUCCUUUGAUAAAUCAACCUGCUACUUCAGCGAGACAAUGAAGCUUCAAUGAAGCUUCUCUCUUAUAUCAUGAAAAGACCUUUCGAGGUUUAUGACUGCGACCUACCUCGAGUGGAACAAUGUUCUUUUUCAAUACUGUCCCGCCCAACUAUUUUUCAGGGAUCUUGAUUCUAAUGGUCAUGAUUCAAAUCUUUACUGUUUUUUGCACCGAAGGGGGAAAUGAAAGAGACCAUAUACCGUCACAAAAUUGAUGACAUUAGUUAAUGUACUCAUGAAGUGAUUCUUCUCGUUACGAGAAUUUUGUUUUGAUUA